CGGAGGACGGCCGCUUCGUGGUCACCGCUUGCGAGGACGGAAGCUGCCGCCUGUGGCACAGCGACCCCGCGGCAGAGCUGGAGGCGAAGCGGAGGGCGCCAGAGGCGAAGGCCGGCCUGCCAAGGCCGCGGAGGGGCGGGCACGGCGAGGCGUCGCUCGCGCUGGUGGGCCACUCUGGGCUGGUGUCCGCGUGCGCGUGGAGGGGCGAGGCGGGCCAGAACACGGUGUCCGUCCUGUCGGGCUCGUGGGACCAGACCGUCAAGUUGUUCACGGUGGACCUGGCCAAGCUGUGA
Prorocentrum cordatum is the source of this 293-nucleotide messenger RNA. NCBI's taxonomy places the organism in Eukaryota, Dinophyceae, Prorocentrales, Prorocentraceae. The record is from the annotation of a GenBank genome assembly.